UCGCAAGAAAUCCACGUCCCCAUUGCGGGAAAUGUAAGCGCAGUUCCACUCUCCAAAAACGAAGAAAAAACCUUUCAAAGAAAAGCGAAAACCCAACGGUAAACUAUUUCAAACAAUCCCAGGGAAAUUCAUAGAGCAAAGCAGAGAGAGAGAGAGAGAGAGAGAGAGAGAGAGAGAGGGAUGGUGGUGUGGGAGAGAGGACGGAUGUUGGGAAAGGGUAGUUAUGGAACGGUGAGUCUAGCCUCUGUAUUCACAAAAUCCUGUUCUAAAACCCCUCUCGAUGUAGCCGUUAAAUCCUCUCUUUUUUCAAAAUCAUCUUCCCUUCAGAAGGAGAUGAAGAUUCUCUUUGAAUUACAAGGUUGCCCCCGAAUCGUCCGCUGCCUCGGCAACGACAUCACUUUUGAAAAUGAACUCAUCUUCUACAACGUCUUCCUUGAGUACAUCCCUGGAGGUUCUCUCGCCGACGUGAUCGAUGCCACAAGUCAUGGAUUACCGGAAUCCAACGUUCGCAACUACACAAGGUCGAUUCUCCUCGGCCUAAGUUACAUCCACAAAAGAGGAUAUGUGCAUUGCGACAUCAAACCACAGAAUCUUCUCGUCUGCUCUUCUUCAGAUAUCAAAAUUGCCGAUUUCGGGCUGUCGAAGAAGGCAGGAGUGUGGUUGAAUGCUGUCAAUCACGUACGCGGCACGCCCCUUUACGUUGCUCCCGAAUCUGUCGGCUGGAGUGAGUACGAGCCGCCGGCAGAUAUCUGGGCACUAGGAUGUGUGGUCGUGGAGAUGGCGGUGAGAAGAACGGCAUGGGAACAUCUGAUUAAUAGUGACAUUAGGGGUCUUCUAUUUCAAAUUGGAUUCACUGAAAGAUUGCCGGAGAUUCCUGAGUGCUUGUCCGAGGAGGGGAAGGACUUCCUGAGUCGGUGUUUUAUUAAGGAUCCCCAUGAUAGAUGGACAGCUAAAAUGUUAUUAGAUCAUCCGUUUAUUAUGAAUGAUGUCAUAAGAGAUGAAGUAUUGUCUGUUCAUAAUGCAUUGCCUUCUUCUGGAGUUUUUAUGGAAGAAGAUUUUAUCCCACUGCCGGUUUCUUCAUCAGAGUCAUCCUUUGAAAUAUCUAGAUGUGGAUCUAAUGGGUCUAGUAUCCCAAGCUUGUGUCGCCCAUGUCUUCAAUGGGUGCCUCAUUUGCUCAUCCAGUAGAGCGUGCAUAGGAGAAUUUUGGUUGAUUAGCAUUAACCAGCUUCUUUGUAUAGUUGGACAGGCAUUGAUUGUGAAUUUUUUGUAAAUAUGAAGAUGCAUUCUUUGUAGGUUUUUCUUCCCUUUCUUUGUGUCUAUAUUUAUACUGUAAAUGAAUCAAAUGAACACGACCAUUUUACUGAGA
Messenger RNA from Magnolia sinica, 1366 nucleotides. Its product is annotated as mitogen-activated protein kinase kinase kinase 20-like. Gene Ontology annotation, molecular function: ATP binding; protein kinase activity. The transcript has a single exon. The record is from RefSeq and is a predicted model, not a curated record. Lineage: Eukaryota; Viridiplantae; Streptophyta; Magnoliopsida; Magnoliales; Magnoliaceae. Bases 181 to 1185 code for a protein of 334 amino acids. Gene Ontology annotation, biological process: protein phosphorylation.